AUGAAAUUAUAUUUUUUAGCAACGUUUGCUGCUGGAGAAUGUACUGAUCUCCAUGGACGAACAAUUGCUCCAGGCUUACAUUAUGUUCCUGGUCCCGAUACUUGCACCUUGUGUGUGUGUGAAAGUGGACAUCCAAAGUGGUGUAAAGCAGUCUUGUGUUCACCUCCACAAGACUGCAAAUCAUUUCGUUUAGGAAAUUCUUGUUGUGAAUUUAUAUGCUUGGAUGACACACUGCAUAAAAACAACCAUCCAAACAACACUGUUAUGGACACUAGCACAGACUUGGGAUUACGAUUGAUUGCAAGUGCUGUAACUGCUAUAUUGUCCCUCUCUCUAUUAUUCUUCCUCAUUCAUCGGCUUCGACAACGUAAAAUCAGAGGUCGGCAGAAUCGGCAAUUAAGCGAAGAUGAGCGUAGUCUUGGAAGCAUUGGCUACAUAGCAGGCAGCUUAGCUUAUCUACCUGGCAGCAUGGGAUACCUAGGUAGUGGGAAUCAAGAUCAUCAUCUUGAGUUUCACUAUGAGGAACCUCCAGCCCAUUACCCUUUGUGGAAACCACCAGGCAAUUACUUUCCUCGUGGGGAAGCGCCUCCUCCCUAUGAAGAAGCAGUAGCAGCCGCUCGUGCAGAGGCUGCUCUGGCAGCAGUGGUCUCAACAACCUCAAGUGGCGCGCAUGGUGGAGUCGCUGGUGGUAACGGCUCUGUGGCCACCACAGGCACAAGCACGCAUAUUGGUUCAGGAUCAGGCCACCGCACAAUUCCUAUUAAUUUGGCUACUAGUGGGAACUUCCGUUUGGAACCAUCAUCAGCUACUUUGGGACGAGAGCCACGAUCUGUGGACUUAGAACCUCGCACAAGGAAUGUGGAAGUUACUGUCAAUCCAUCUCCAAAUUCUGAAUCGAGACGAUUGUCAAGGAUGAUGGACAUUCCCGCUCCACUGUCAAUGACAUCAGAGGAGAUUAAUACUGUUUCAGCUAUUAGAUCAGAUGCAUUUUAUGAAGAUGUUCUUGUGGGACCACCAUCAUCCUUAUCUGCUGUUGAAUGUUACAAUCCCAACAUAACAACUACCGUCCCUGGCAAGGCUAAAACUAGUUCAACAGUUUUGAAUGGUCCUGCUUCUUCUAGUGUCAGUAAUGAGACUCCCCUUCCAGCACCAAUAGUGGAGGGAGCAAUUGCAAUUUUAUCAAAUGAUGUGGAGAGUUCAUCUAGACGUAAGAGUUCACAACUAAAUGACCUGAAUAAAGGUUCCUUGGACAGUGGCACUUGUAGUUGCUCAUAUCAGUGUCUACCUCCACCAUUGCCUCCGGAUGAUAAUGAUGACUACCGUAGUGAAUGCGAGAAUUGUAAAAGUACUCAUGGAUCUCGAUAUUACUUGGAGGAGGAACCUGGUAUUACUUCGCCUCAGGAAACAAUGACACUUCACCGAAGGCCUCAAGAUUAUGAAAAUGAAGAACAAGGUUACUAUCGCACGUCUCUAACUCUGCCAACUCAUACACGGCGAUCAAGAAGACUCAUUGUUCAGAAACGACUCCGCUUCAUGGUACCCCAGGAGCAUCACACAGUGCACGGGAAAAUUGGUUUAGUAGCAUGCCAGCAUCGUCCACAUCAUCAACUUCUUCUGAAGAAGAAUGAACGGCAGCAACGAAAGAAAAUUUAACGAUUCACAUUUUUAUGUGAGUAAUCUUGAAUAUGUUUGCGCAGUAUAUAAUAUUUAAUUGAAUCAAUCAUGUUGCAGCUUUCAUUAAACAGUUAUGAUGUAUGCACAAUUAGUUUUUAUUUGAUGCUGUAAAUAUUUUGUAAAGUAUUUGUGAAAUGUGUACAUGCCAAAGUAAGAGUGUACAAAUGUGACAUGUUGAUGAAUAUUGAAUGGUAAUUUUGAUUUUAGAAAAUGGAAUUGGACCAAGAACUUGGCCUAAUGAAAAUAUAUGUUAGGAAAUGUUUGUCAUGGCAUUUUUGUUUGUGUUAACUAUUGACUCAUAUGUUAAUGACAGUAAACAUUUUAAAAAACAAAUUAUGGGAUCUAUUGAUGUAAUUAACAUGAUGCAAAGGGAAUAGCGGAAUAAGAUUGGUGAAUUUGGCCCACAACCAAAACCAAAAGAGGAUGAUAUUAUCUUAUUCUACUCCCAAAAUAAUCUAAAAAAACUAAAUUUUAUACAUUUUUAUUUUGCUGUACUGACAUGUUUUUUCUUCUUUUCUCAUACUUAACACUGUAUAUUUGCAGAAUUUAGAUUGCUUUUAAAUGUAAUAUAAUGAACGGGAUUCUUUAGACAAUUUUCUAAGAUGUACACUAACUUCUUACAACCAACCUACGGCACUACUUUUUAUUGAAAAUCAUACUUUUCAGACUUUUUUUUUAUUUUUAUUUUUCUUUAAGAAUUUGAGGACGAAUGUUUGAUUUAGGAAUAAAAUGACCGUUUUCAUUGGAUUCCUCUUCAAAAAAUACAUAAAUAAUCAAUUGAUAGAUUCCAGUUCACUUUCUUGUCCACCUCACUUUGGAAUUUAGAAAUGCGUCUGUUAUAAGUUUCAAAUAAGUUUUUAUUUUAAUGUCCCUAGUAUAGGCAAAGAAAAUAAACAACUAACAAACAAAAUUUCUCACUUAAUUUUUUGUAUUCUUUUUAUGAUCUAAUGUUCUAAUGUAUGGCUGUUGCUGCCCGAACUAGCUUUGCCACUCUUUGCUAAUGGAAGGGCAAAGCAUGCCAUGGGAAGAGAAAGAGUUUGAUAAUUUUUCCAAUGGAAUAGCAUAUUUCCAACAGAAGAAACAAAAGUUACAAGUUUUCUUAUUAAUAUAUGUUUAUAGUGUAUUAUUCAUUCAGCUAAUAGAAUAUUUUUGAUUCAGAGUACACUGAGGCAGUAAAAAUUGUGGAAAGCGUGCAAAUAUGCAAAUGUACAGGUAGGGGUAGUAUCAUGUACAAAACAUACAAAAGGGCAGUGCAUUGGCACAGUUUCCACUACACAAUACUACUGCUUUCUGGAUAUAAAGGGAAAUGCAAUCUCUCAAUUCAUUAUUUAUGAAUUUUUUGAUCAUGAAUACAAUGAAAAUAGUUAUUUUAUUCCUAAAUCAAGCAAUCGCUGUGAAAUUCUAAAAUAGUGGAGAAGGUAAGAUUUUAAGUGAAAUUAGUUCCUUAGGUGGUCGUAUUGAAAAUAUCGUAAGAAAUUAGUAUAUAUAUCUUUGAAAAUCAUCUAUAGAAUACAGUUUGUUAAGUUUCAUUUAAAAAAUCUAAUAUCUACCGAUAAAUAGCGUUUAAUAUUUGGGAAAAUGGGAAAAACACAUUUUCAAGAUUAGGUCACUAUAGUAUGAUCAAAAAUUAUAAAAAAUUGUUUUUCUAUAUUAUUUUGGAAGUAGAAUAAGAUAAUAUCAUCCUCUUUUAGUUUUGGUCAUGGGCCAAAUUCACUGUUCUUUUACUGUUAUACUCUUUCAACAAGUCUAGUCAUCCUCACUUUUAAACCAUGUGUAUUUCUUAUUUACCAAAGUUAAUAUUAUUUUCAACUUCUGUAACUGGAAGGCAAAUGCUUGGUAAAAUUCUAGCAGGUUACAAGCUAAUUCACUGGUGAUUUUAUUUUGCAAUUAUCAGUAUGCAUAAUAAUUGGCGGUUUUUGUGUUGUCGUAGAUCAGAUGUAUCCAUCUGAAGAAAAUCAAAAUAAAAUUGUAGAAAUUCAUAUUCAUUAAUAAAUUUUGUGAUGAAGUGAGUGGGAAAGUGAAUGUGUUGACAUGUCUUUGUGAAUAUGGAAAAAUGUCAUGUCAAUCGUGUAAGUUUUAUUUAUUAAUCAUGUCUGUAUAUAGUCAAUUGUAAUUUUUCAUUAAUUGUCAACAGAUUUUACAUUUCGUAUUUAUUGAGAACAAUUCUGUAAAUGGAAUGAUUUCCCUUUUCUUACUUCAACUUUCAUCUGUUUAAUAACAUAGUAUUGCAGAAAAUUUUAUUUAAUUGUGAUCGAAGGAAGUGUUACUUUGGUAUUGAUUUCAAACUCUUUAAAGACUCGGAAAACCAGACAAGUGUUCAGAACAUUAAUGGAGGAAUGAAUUCUUUUCUUUGUGUGAUCUUUGGGCCUACAAGUCACUCAAUAGUAUGUAAUAUUAUAUAUAUUGAUCUUUGUACAAGCAUGGUCCUUGUGUAAACCAGUGCCAGUGAUACGAACAAACUGCCCAAUUUAUUUGAAAUUGAACUCUAAGCCUGAACAUAUAACAUGAUGUGCUGCUGGCCAGCAGUCAUAUCCAAGGUGUUCUUGUGGUAAUAUAUGUCGAUCAUACAAUAUCAUAUAUGAAAUUACAGGAUAUAUGCAGAAUAUUGGUAGAAAUUAUUUUGUAAGUGUCAUGUUGCUCACAAUAAAAUAGUAAAUCAGUGGUAUUUUUCAAAAUUUGAUGAAACUGUGUAAUAUGCAAUUUACAUGCAAUUAAUAUGCAGUUAUCUUAUUGGUUUUGUAUAGAGAUUCUCACUCGCAUGCUGUGUAUGCUCUUUUUGCUAACAAGGAAUCUGGAUUUAAUUUAUUAUAGUACCUUCAUUCAAUUUUUUCCAUAUGUGUGAUUUAAUGUUGUAACAUGUGGAAUAAGAAUAAAUUUUAUGCUCAAUGAAUUCACACUACCAAUGAUCAUGUUUUAUGCAAGUUUUAUUCAGCAAUUUUGAUUGUCUUUCUUUACUUGAUCAUUGUGUUUCUCAGUGUUUUGUGGAAAUACUGCUUAUGCAUUUAAAGUUUGCUUAUUGCUUGAAUACAGGUGGUUUGAUGUAAAUAAUUCAUAAAUGCGGGCCUAAUGAAAUGUGUGUAAUAGAUAUAUGAGACAUACGGAUUGGUAUUAGAGAAAUGGUACUGUGUAAUCUGUAUUAGAAAUUGGCAAAACUGUAGUGUGUUUGUAGUACAUUAUUGUGUACUAAUUGAACGUUUUAUUUAUUCCAUGGGAUUGCUAUUUAUAUUGAAAGUGUCUCAUAUAUCCUGUAUUUGUGUGAUAAAUUAUUCUGGAUCCAAUAAAAAAAAAGAAAUUGUCUCAAAUUUCUAGGCCAUAGCAUAGUUCGAUUUAGAUCAGAAUUAUCUCUGUAUGCAUAAUAGAAAUCCCAUGUUUUAUUGUAUGACUGUAAUACUCAUGAAAUACUGUAUUCCAUUUUAUCAUGUGAUUCUUUAUAUAUUAUGUGUAAGAGCAAUGUUUAUCUUAAAGAAAUCUGUAAUUUUUUAUACAUUUAUUGCAUAUGAAAUUUAGUUUCUAUCUGUGAAUUGAAAUAAUGUCUUCACAUUUCUCUUGUGUGCACAUACAAGUGUUUGUUAUGAUACUUUACAAGAAAUCAUCCAAUUCUGAGUGGUAUUAGUGUUUUGGCAGAGAGAAUUCAACUAUGUAUUUGAAUAUAACAAUGCUCAACCUGUGACCUGAAUUUUGACGUUUGCACAAAUUUACUCUUGAAGCAUUAUCAACUUUGAGCAGAUGCUGGAAAUGCAUCCUAUUAUAUGAGACAUACAUGUGAAGUGUUAUCAUUAUUUGAAAUCUAGUCUAAACAUUUUUCCAAGAUUCAUAAUGUCAAUGAAACUUCUUUGUGUAACUUAACUGUUUUCCUUUUUGUUAUUUUUGCUUUACCACACCAACAAUAUUUAUUUGUGGUCUCAUAAUAUUUUUGUCAUUGGAAAUAGAUUCUUUAAAAGAAUAAUUUAGAUGUGUUAAUUUAUGUUAAUGGCAAAUGAAAUUGUUGAUGCUGAAUAUUUUGUUGUAAAAAUUAAUUUUGUUAGUUUUUCAUUUCUAUUUCAAUUCUGCUUAUCAUUUCUGUUAGAUAUCGAACUGAAACUGUACAUAAUUUCUAAUAAUACCAUUAGAGUCUUUUGAUUCGUUUUUCAUAAAAUUUAAAGUAAAGGAAGAAUGCAUGCUGCAUUUACGUUCAUCUAAAGAAACAGUUUUAUCGGGCAAUGGAAAGUAAAACUUUAAUGACAAUUUCCCAUAUUUUGAAUAGUUGUAUUUUAACUAUACAAAUGAUAGUACACAAGUUAUUGUGCUUCAAUCAUUUUAUAUUACAUUUAAGUUUAGUGUAUUUAUUCUGGUUUAACCGAUAGUUUAGAAAUUAAAAUUAAUUAAACAAAAACAUUGGCAUAUUUCUGCACAGGAAUGCUUAGAACUGUUGAAUAGCAAAUUGAGAAAUUGCCAGAAAUGUUUUAUGAAAAUUCAAAGUUUUCCACUCCACAUUUCUUGUGAUAUUAAAGGCCUUCACUGCCAGAAUUUGCGUUGAUUCAAUGAAAGAGGAAGAGUGACCUAACAUUCCAGCUUUUGUGUUAUUGCUUUUUCUAAGCAUAAAAUUUGAAAAUGUGUUGAGAAAGAAGGUACUAGUUUCAGCAUUCAGCAUGAUUGCUGUACUGAAAUGUAUAAUCUCUCAUUGUAUGAAGUGUGAACAAAACCAUGAAUUUGUGUCAAAAUGAUAUCAAAUCAGAAUUUGCCUUUUAACUUGCCUCUGCAUAAAGUUGAAAUUUAUGAUGUACUAGUUCAGGAAAUCACCCAAAUUAAUAUUUUUCAAAACUAUAAUCACAAUUAAUGUACUGUAGGAAUGAAACUGGUACUCUUGCAAUUAUUUCUGGAUAUUGUUUAAUGCUACUACAUUGUUCUCCACUAUUUCAUAUUAAUAGUAAUAGGGAUUAUAUGAUUCUACUAGUUAAUUGUAUUGCUAAUUGUGUAUGCAGCCAUCAAAUUUCAACACUUUGUAGUGAAACAUUUGGCUAAGAUAUGUUGAGUUAAGAGAUAGUUGGGGAAAUAGUUGUAUUGAGAGAAUUAGAUUGACUUUGCACACCUCCUUUUUUUUCCCUUCCUUCCUUCCUUCCUUCCUUCCUUUCUUUCUUUCUCUCUUUCUUUCUAUCUUUCCAUUAUUAUAUUAUUGGAGCUUAAGAUGUAAUGCGCAAGUAAAAAUGUUUCUACAAAUUAUGAGGUGUGUAGAAGUGCAUUUAUAUUCCAAUUGUGGCUGAACUUCCACAAAUUAUACAAGCAUUGUUUUUUUUAUUUUCCUUUAUGAUUUUAAUUUGCUGCACUUGGGUGGCCAAAGUUUGAUAAGAAUCUUUAAAGAUUAGGCAAGUCUCGAUUUAUCAUCUGUUGAAAGUUCCUCUGCUUUCAGUAAAGCCCCUUAUGGUCAACGAUAAGAUAGUGAAAUUUAUCUAAUUUAAUUAAUUUUAGAUCCCCAGUCAGAAAAAUUCUAAAUUGAACAUAAUUUCAAUUGAAGUUUGUGUAUGCAAUUUGGAACAGCUUUAGAUCUACUGUCUCAUUUGUGUUACAUUUUGUGUUUUUAUAGUGAUUUCGAGAGAGCAUAUAUUUUUGUUAAUGGGAAUAUGAAAAUGCACAUUUACACAAAUAUAAGAUGACUGCCUAAUUUUGUGAGGCAUCUUGAGAGUUAAACAAACAAACAAACAAACAUUACUAUUCAAUUGAAAUAAAAUUGGUAUUUCUCAAAUUGUCUAGAAAAUUGCUGUAUUCAUGAGAAUGUUAAAUUGUUUUGCCUGAGCUAUCUCAAUUUUCUCUUUCUUUAAAACCAUUAUCGUUUUUAUCACUUUCAAAUUUAUUUUUAUAUGUAUCAUUGUUUCUUUCUGGUCAUCCCCCUAUACUGUGUAAUUCUCUUGACAUUUUACUGUCCCCCCUCUCUCCCUUCUACCCAUCCCCUUUGUAAAGUUUUGCUCAUUGGGUUUAUGUUCUUAACCGAAACCCUCACUGGGGUAAGACAAGUGGCAUUCUUUGUGAGGGUCACAAGCAUUAGGGACAGGAGAACAGAUGGGACCAGACACUUCGGGCGGUUUCAGAGUCGGUUUCUCUCCUUGCUCUAUGUCUUGUAUUUUGCUCGACAGCUUAUAAUCAUUCUUCUCAUGCGAGAGGUUCAACAUUCUACAGGAGAUAGUUCAGCUGCUAAUAUGGAAUUUUUUUCCUAAGAUUGUUUUUUAAGAAAAUCCAUCACUGUGAUUGGAUGUAGGAGUAAGUUUGUUAUCAAGGUGAAAUUUUUACCUGCUUGUGUACUACAUUCGCAUUAUAGAGAAAGUUUUGUAAUGUGGCAAAAAAUGGUGAUUUUUCAAUGUUGAAAAACUUUAUUACGUGGCCCCAGUAACGAAAAAUUGGCUGAAUCUUGUUCCUAUAUAUAGUAAAUUACUUUCUCAAAUACAAUGUUAAGCAGAAUUAUCACCAAAAUUGAUAUUUCUCAAUCGAUCUUAGUGAUGUUGCAGUCCCUUGAAUUUGAAACUGAUGUUUAAAUUUUGGGGGGUUUGCCAGAGACCUUGAAAACAUUUUCAAUUUUUUCUCAAAAAUGCCUCCAUUUUUUAAAAUUUAACUGUCAUUGGAUAGCAUAAAGACAAGUGGCGCAGGUCUCAGAUUUGUUGAAUUAACUAUUUCUAAAAAUUGCCAAAGUUCACAGUUUUACAGUCUUUUUCAAAAUAAAAUUUGUUCUUCAUAAUUAGAUAUGUAAAUGACAUAAAAACUUUUUUUUUUUAACAUUUUUGCAAAAAUUGCCCCAAAUUUUUUUUGGUGAACUUUUUUGUAAGUAUUAUUUCGCUUCCACUGAAUAACAUGACAUAAACACCUUUUGUUGUAUUCUUUAGAUUUUGCAAAAAUUAAAUAAAUUUAUCUUUUUUGUGUAUGACUCAUGUCAUUAUAAUAUUAACAAUAGGUCACUUUUUAUACGUAAUUGAAUUUAUGAAUACAAGUGUUUCAAAUUAUUUCUGAUCAAGUUUCUCAAAAACUUUGUGUCGAAGGUUUUAUGUGAAAACAAGCUUAAAAUUGCUCAUUUUCAGAACUGCUCAAAUGACAUUUACUCAAAAACUGCUCCAACUUUUUGUACGAAUAGUGCUAAAUAUGCUGAUUUACAUGACAUACCUACCAGUUUUAUUUAUUCUUUUGAAUUUUCUAAAACUACUCAACAGGAAAAUUUUUUGAACUCUCACAUUAUUUAUAUUUACAACAAAGUGCUUCAAACAACUGUUCUGUGAAAUGAGCUCAAAAUUCUGCUUUUUCAGAAAGUCUCAAAUGACAUUUCUCAAGAACGCCUCCAAAUUUUUCAAUGAAAAUUUGCAUAAAGGACUAGGUUUUCCUCUCCUGUAAAUUCUUAAUGACAUUUCAAUCUGUUAUUAGGGGACCGAAAAAAGGACAAAAUAGUGGGGGAAAAUGUUUUAGCGCCAUUAAGUAACAGCUGGCAAGAGGGUGGGGUACUACCAAAAAGCUAGUGUUGACUUAAGCCAUUAGGAAACUAACUACUGAGAGAAAGUCUAUGUCAUUGUGUUGCAUUACUGGCUUCAUUUCAGUGCCUGAAAAAAACAACAUAGGUUCGCUCUCUCCGGACUUCAAACAAAUAGUCUGUGCGGUCUUGUCAGCAAGUGAAACAAAAUUUCGGCAACGGUUUCUAUUGUUUUUACAUUGUGUUUUACUUACUUCAAAGCUUUUGCUUUGUGGUUUUCUCUUUAUCUGCCUUUUAAAAAUGUUGAUCUAAAUCAUUUGGCAAAUCCACUGUACAUACCAAAAACACACCUGAGAAAAUAAUUUGGUAUUUUAGGUGUGUGUGGUAUUUAUCCCUUCUCAACAUAUUGUUACAUCAUCAAGUUUCGUUAUAAGGCAUAGGAAGUUUAAAAAUAUAGAUCCCAUCCGAUCCUGCUACAUUUGCAAAUAUAAAACAUACUCAUAUUUUGCAAAUUAAAUAUGUAGGGGAAAGCCUCAAUUUAUGUUUGUGGAAAUUCAGUAUUCUCUUUUAAGAUGAAAAUGAUAGAUGACCAGUGGCAGAGGACACAUUUUCUCUAUUACAAUGCUAUUGUAGAAUACUCGUAUCAAUUUAUUUUCUGCCCUCAAGUUAAAAAAAAAAUAUUAAUUUUAAUAAUGAAGUUAUUUUUCUACUUUAGUUUUUGAAGCGUUAUCCUUGUCUACCAAAGAUGUAUUUUUUGGGAUUUGUAUUUUUAUUUGUGUGUUCAAUUCUUUAUUUCUCGGGGGAUAAUACAAUGAAGUAAUUGAAAUAACUAUUACUAUUUGACAAAUACUUCUAGUAUGAUUUCAACACAAAGAUCUUUGUUGAGUAAAGGAUCAAAUAACUUCCAGAAAAUUUAUUUCUUCAAAACAUUUAAUUCAUUUUUUUUAUUUUAUUAUUUUUUUAACCAAAGAUUACAAUAC
This is a messenger RNA of Gryllus bimaculatus (two-spotted cricket), 10074 nucleotides long. The record is from the annotation of a GenBank genome assembly. Lineage: Eukaryota; Metazoa; Arthropoda; Insecta; Orthoptera; Gryllidae.